Macrosteles quadrilineatus (aster leafhopper) is the source of this 2809-nucleotide messenger RNA. RefSeq lists its product as uncharacterized. The transcript is spliced from 6 exons. The record is from RefSeq and is a predicted model, not a curated record. Bases 157 to 642 code for a protein of 161 amino acids. Gene Ontology annotation, biological process: intracellular transport. Gene Ontology annotation, cellular component: transport vesicle; BLOC-1 complex; extrinsic component of membrane. Lineage: Eukaryota; Metazoa; Arthropoda; Insecta; Hemiptera; Cicadellidae.
CCUCAACGUCCUCGACGUCAACAACCUCAACCAAACGUUGUAAACAAUACUAAUCUACGACCUACGUAUUUGUUUACUAGACGCGUCGCACAUACUGAUUAUAAAGCUGGUUGGUCUCUGAAACCUAAUCUAUCUUAUCAGCUGAAUUGUGUGUCGAUGGGCAACCUGCAGAAGAUGGAAGAUUAUGGACCUAAUGUGAAUGGGUUUGUUAAAAAAUGUUCGGCUGGGAUCCUAAGUCAAUAUGAACCAGAUUGCAGACGGCAGGUAGCCUGCUUGAACGAGUUUUUAGCUAAACAAAACCAGCUGUUGAGUACUAUUGAUUCCGAACUGGGAAAGUUUAGUGCUUUGGACAAUCUACAAUUAGAUGAUAUGAUGUCAAUAAUUAGGACUUGCAAACAUCGCUUACAAAACAUCAAGGAACGAAUGCGAAAAGCUAGCAUAAAAACCUCCAAACUAAAGGCAAGGAGUUUGAAAAUUCAACAAAUAAAGCAGAAAGAGGCCUUGGAUCGGGAGCUGAAGCGCGAAGCUCAACUGACAAGAGAACAGGAAAUGGUCUCAAAAUCCCCCUCCUUCACUAACUACUGUCCAGAGAAUACGUCCAAAGCUCUCCCUCCGAAACCACCGUCAGUUCAUUCUUUGUGACAGUUGUAAACCAGGACAUUAAAUUGUUUUCCUACAGUUACCUAACAAUAUACAUGUUCUCUCACUGAUUUGAGAAAGCUAAGUGGCCAAUUCGCUCACCAGUGAGACUUAACAUUGUCUCACUCCAGAUUUGCAACGUGAAGGCACGAAAUAGUGAGCGUGUAACAUGCAGACAAGGUCGUAUGCGCGCGAAAUACGUUGGCAGCACUGGCUGUAUAUCAGCUGGUCAGCUGUUGUAUCAUGAAAUAUCAUAUUAAAAGUUCACUUCUGUGUUAAAAUAUGUUAUGUUUCUUUACCAAUUUAUUUGUUUUGUGGUAACUGUAGGAAAAAUGUAAUGUGCAAUUCGAGUGCAAAGUGCAAUUGCCUCACUCGAGAAACCAUUCCUCACUCGCCUACGGCGAGUAUUUCUCUCGAGUGAGUCAAUUGGUUACUUUGCUCACUAGUUGCACAAAUAACUAUUAGUUACGUUUACUGCAAAUGUAAUGGUUCUAAAUGUUAUGUUUUGGGAAUACUAUAACAGCUGUUUUACUCGUGUACGUAGUUCGUUGUACAUUUAUGGCCAGCAGUUUGAGAUUGAAGGUUUUAUUUUACUGUAUUAUGGAGGAAGACUCAAUAGUGCUGUCAUAUGAUAAAAUGUUUAUAGAACAAUUAAAUCACAAAAAUUGUUUAGUUUUCAAUCAAUAUUUUACAUAACAGCCUAAAUCCUGAUGAGCUUAAUACAUUUUCUACUACUAAUUAACGAAUCUAGGAAAUGUAAUCAAUAUACAUAAAAUAUAUUUCAGGGUGCUGUGGUGCUGAUCUUACUAACAUUCAUGUAAAUAUGUAUCCUUGAAUUAAAUAUAGUGCACUUCUAACAAUUAAGAGGUUUGUACUAUUAACUUAAAGGAAUAUAUUUAAAAACAUGGACGAUGAUGUGAUAAAAUGCACUUUAAAAAGUUAUAUACUUGGUACGCUUUGCCUUCUUUUUGGGGAAUCGAUAAAAUUUUAACAUUAUCAUCUACAGUACUUGAUAAUUUAACUUGGAGGCUGGUAGGCCUAAUUUAGGAAAAGAAAAACAUACAGUAACCACCAACAGUGCUUUGUGUUGUGUCAGUUGGCUAACCUGUCGGAUAUUUUUAUUUCAAACUGACAAUUUCAUAUUAAAGUAUUAUUAUGAAACUGUACGAUAAAUAAUUUUACACAAUCACAUUAUCAUUUUACGACGGCGCUAAAGGGCCAUAUUUUUACGCAAAUUUGUGUUUUAUACACAAAAUUUUGAAUUUUAAACUUGAAAUUUUGACUUUUAAACACAAAAUUUCAACUUUUAAACACAAAAUUUAUGUCAUUGGUGGAGGGGAUUGAUGACAGCUGUACUAUUCAUAUCACGAGGUGCUAGGUGUUGGAGUUGGAGAAGCUUACGCAUUGUCGUAUAAUGGAUGAAGGUCACAUAGAACGCCUUAUCCAAGAUUAUUUUUGAUCAGGGCUUCAUAAUGCAGAGAUUUUAGCUAUUUUACUCUCAAAAAAUAAUAUUUAAAUAAGUGAGACACAGUUGAAACGGAAACUGUCAGGGUUGGGACUUGACUAAAUGGAAGACGAAACUAUUCAGAUCUUCAAGCAGUUUCUUCCUUUAUUCAAAACGAAGUGAGGGGAUCUGCAUCUGGACGGCUCCAUGACUAUAAAUGGAUGCAUUUAAAUGCAUUCAAGCUGGAUAUAUCAUACAACCAUAAAUUAAACAUACUCGUUAAUGUUAAUCUAUGCUACAACGAACAUAACUCCAGUCCAACUCCCAAUGCAAUGAGGAACUGAGGAAGACCCGCGUUUCCCCUUCCCCUGCAGAUUUUGUGUUGAAAUAUCAAAAUUUCGAGUUAAAAAAAGUCUAAAUAUCGUAUUUAAAAGUCAAAAUUUGGAGUUUAAAAGUCAAAAUUUUGUGUUUAAACACGAAGUUGCGUAAAAAUAUUUCUUUCUCUAUGGCCCUUCAGCGCCGUCGUAUCAUUUUCACUUUUGAUAAGACUGAAGAAAGAUUGUAAAUAGUACCACAUGAAAAUCCGUUGACCGAAGUGGAGCUAUACCUAAUGUGCCUUUGUUUUACAAGGAUUUCAAACUGUUAAUCCUGAUACUAUUAAGGUUGAUAAAUUAUAAUGGUUUUAUUAUGUUGGUUUAUUAAAAAAUUAAAUAAAUUAUGUUUCCA